GCACGGGCUCAGGCGGCUGCUUGGAGAGCCGGGGUGUCCCGGGCAUGAGCGGGGUGUGGGGGACCGGGGGGCCUCGGUGCCAGGCGGCGCUCGCGGUCCUGGCUUCUCUGUGCCGGGCCCGGCCGCCCCCUCUCGGGCUGGACGUGGAGACUUGUCGGAGCUUCGAGCUACAGCCCCCAGAGAGGAGUCCGAGCGCGGCCGACACAGGCACCUCUGUCAGCCUCCUCGCAGUGGUAGUUAUUGUGUGUGGCGUGGCCCUGGUGGCAGUUUUUCUCUUUCUCUUUUGGAAGCUGUGCUGGAUGCCCUGGAGGAACAAGGAGGCCUCCAGUCCCGCUUCUGCUAGCCCUCCCCCGGAGGCCCCCCAGAGCCCCAGCUCCGGAGGCAACAUGGCGGACAAGCUGAAGGACACCAACAGCCUGGGCUUCCUAGAGGCGGCCGUGAAGAUCAGCCACACGUCCCCAGAUAUCCCGGCCGAGGUGCAGAUGUCGGUCAAGGAGCACAUCAUGCGUCACACGCGGCUGCAGCGACAGACCACAGAGCCAGCAUCGUCUACCAGGCACACGUCCUUCAAGCGCCACCUGCCACGGCAGAUGCACGUGUCCAGCGUGGACUACGGCAACGAGCUGCCCCCCGCGGCGGAGCAGUCCACCAGCAUUGGCCGCAUCAAGCCCGAACUCUACAAGCAGAAAUCGGUGGACGGGGACGAUGCCAAGUCCGAGGCUGCCAAGAGCUGCGGGAAACUCAACUUUAGCCUGCGCUAUGACUACGAGAGCGAGACCCUGAUCGUGCGCAUCCUCAGGGCCUUCGACCUCCCCGCCAAGGACUUUUGCGGCAGCUCUGACCCCUACGUCAAGAUCUACCUCCUGCCUGAUCGCAAACGCAAGCUGCAGACGCGGGUGCACCGCAAGACCCUGAACCCCACCUUCGACGAGAACUUCCACUUCCCCGUGCCCUACGAGGAGCUGGCAGACCGCAAGCUGCAUCUCAGCGUCUUCGACUUCGACCGUUUCUCCCGCCAUGACAUGAUCGGAGAGGUCAUCCUGGACAACCUCUUUGAGGCCUCCGACCUGUCCCGGGAAACCUCCAUCUGGAAGGACAUCCAGUAUGCCACCAGUGAAAGCGUGGACCUGGGAGAGAUCAUGUUCUCGCUGUGCUACCUGCCCACAGCAGGCAGGCUCACCCUCACAGUGAUCAAAUGUCGGAACCUCAAGGCGAUGGACAUUACAGGCUAUUCAGAUCCAUAUGUCAAAGUGUCCCUGCUUUGUGAUGGGAGGAGACUGAAGAAGAAGAAAACGACCAUAAAGAAGAACACUCUCAACCCUGUCUACAAUGAAGCCAUCAUCUUUGACAUCCCCCCAGAGAACAUGGAUCAAGUCAACCUGCUCAUCUCGGUUAUGGAUUACGAUCGUGGCAGGGCCGGGCUGCCAGCUUUGACAGUGAGAGCUCCUGCCCGUCCCCGAAACCACCUCCCACACCAUGAGCUGCGCGGCCGGGCGACACCGAGGGGACUCCGCGACGUUCUUUUUUGCACUUGUUCAACUGUCCAAACACAGUGUUACGCAGGAGCAGCGGCAGCGGUAGCACGAGUCUUAACCGCUCCUGUGUAGGUCAAGGCCAAGACAUUUGUCGAGCGGCUGGACCUGUCUUAGUCGUUUUUGUCUCCCAAGGUGAUGUUUUCUGUGGUUUUCACUUUUUAUGGAUCUGCUGCCAAGAAAAGAAGGGGGAAAUAGUAGGAAAGAAAGAAGAGUGGAGAGCCCAGAGGUUGGUUCAUAUAAAAUACAAUGUAAAAUAGUCGCCUUUUCGGGGGAGGUGGUUUGAGUUCCUGAAGUUUUGUGUCUCCACCAAGCUCCACAACCCUGGAGACGAAGGAAGCAGACUGGAAGAAUGGCUGCUUCUGCAGUGGCCCGCCGAAGGGUGCAGAUCGGGCCACGAGCCUUUACGAGGCGAGUUAUGACCCUUGGAAGCUCUUUGCUGAUGCGACACAGACCGAGAUGAAGACUCCUGGUCCUGCGCUGAAAUCACUGGGGCUCCAAGGUGUCUGUGCACCUUCCGCUGGUUGUGAGGGCUCCUUCCCCCACUUCCUUGUUGACUUUCCUCAUGCAUUGAAUGAAUGUCUUGAUUCCUCAUGGGAACUUAGCCACUUUCUUUAGGAAGGAUUCUGCCGACACUAAACAUGCCCUAUGUUUUCUGGCACACCACAGUUAAUGACCGCAGUUGUUUGAAAACAGAUCUUUGUUCUCAGAAAUAACCUUCAUGGUAAAGAAAAGAAGGCACCCAGGUUCCAGAAUGACUUCUGUGUUAUGCAUAGCUUUAAAAUGCCAUGAAGUAUCAAGCAACUGUUUCAAAUGCCUCAGUAGAUCAGAGAAGAACCUGGAUAAAAUGUUCUUUGGAAAAUGGGGAGUUUUAAUCCAAGUCAGAGCUGGAAUCCAUUUUUCUCUGAAGAGAAUCUUCUUGAUUGAAACAAAGUCAACUUAAGAGUAUUUCAGCGCCCUCCACCCCCUCUUGACUCUGGGACAAUGUUCAUCUUCAACUUUAGUUCUAUAAAUUACUAAGUACUUCAGUGUUUGUUUCAGUGGUAGUGAAGGUUUCGGUUUUUUUCUCCUUUAGACCUCUACUUUAGGCCAAAUUCAGUUUAGGAAAAAAAAAAUGUUUCAAGUGUUCUGCAUUGUCAUAGUACGUUUUUGUUGAGUUACUAGUGGCCUUCCCACCAACCCCCUAUAACUCAAGUUGGUUUGCUUAAUCUCAGUCUGUAUAGCCCUGGUAAAUUCCUGGAGGUGAGUUGCCACUGUAUCUUGUGAAUACACAAUGCCAACUUCCAGAGUCGUGUGUGUGUGACUUUCAAGAGGCAAGUCUGCUGAAGAGCCCCUUCUGCCAUUGGGAAGGUCAAGAACGGAAAAGCUACUCACACACCUUGUGUCUUAUUCUUUGUAUAUGUCACGUGCUUUAGGAGCAGAAACUCAAUAAAGUAACCCUCACUUUAAGCCAAGUUUUCAGGUUUCUCUGCUGAUAUGACUUUGGGCAGUGUCUUCUACCCAGAGUUCAGACUAGACAUGAGGAUGACCAGGAUAUUGUGGCCAGAGAAGUUUUCAGCUCAUAAAAGUAAAGGCAGAUAAACCCAAACUCUACUCUGUACUGAGCCUUAGGCUAGGAGCUAAUGUGAGUCAUUGUAUAAAGAUAAGCUUUCUCCCCAAAUGUCUUGUGAUUGAUAGGCCAUCCUGGUCGGGCAGUACUGUGGCUGGAUGUUCUUUCCAGAAGGAGAAAAAACCUCAUGUCAUGACAAAAAAGGACAAAAAAACCUCUUGUCAUGACAAGACUUCCAACAGGCCAUAAACUUUCUUCUGCCUCUUGACUCUAGACUGAUUCCAUAAAGAGGGCCAUCUCAGUCACUGGGCAGAUGCUGUGGGUCCUGCAACUAGGAAGGGGACAGCUGAGUUUCCUGGGUCACAGCCCAGAAAUUAGUGUGAGAGGAUCCUUCCAGAAGUGAGCUCAAAACACAUGUCCAGCUGCCAUCCUCAUAACCCUUAGGCACAUGAGAAUGACCACUGGACCCUUUCGGAGGAGGGAGUGUGAUCGGUGUGAAGGGUGGGAUAGUGACUGCCUUCAGACAUUCCUUUUAUGUCCAAGCAGCUGACCCACACAAGCGAAACUCCCCGUGGUGUUGGGAGAUGGUUUCCUGAGCAGAUUGCGGUCUGCCCCCCACCACCGACCCAGUUGCCACUUCCACUGUCGCAGCCUUGGUAAGUUUCUACAGCCUGGAAAGCCCAGGCUAGGGAGGCUCUCAGCAGCAGGAGCCUCACCCCCCAAGCAUCUUCUGGGGAGACUAGUCCUCAACCCACAGCAUGAAUGAACCUGAAUGUCUGCCAACGUCAUUAUCUAGCCCAAUACCUCUUUCUCGCGGAUGAGAAUAAAAUGAAUUACAAGUUUCAGAACAAAAUGAAAUACAAAGUUGAUUCAUUUGUUAGCUUCUCUGCCCGGAGAAACCUCUUUCCUGUCUUGGCGUUUUGAGCUUUGCUCAAGUCAUGAUAAUCAGGGCCUUUUGCAUAUAGAAGUGUUUUGUUUUUGUUUUUGUUUUUGUUUUAAAGCAAAGUUCCCUUCUUUGUUUAGCAGUGUUUCUGGGCUAAAAGAUGCCUCUCCCCCUUCCUUCACAUAUUCAGGAUGUUAACUAAUUGCAUCGUCAUUUAAAAAAUUAUGUUGUUCAUUACUGCUUCGUGUCUCCCCUCCCCUGUCACAGCCUGGAGUUUUUAUUCAAUUAAAUAUCCGUCUCUCCCCCA
Herpailurus yagouaroundi (jaguarundi) is the source of this 4271-nucleotide messenger RNA. It is a transcript of the gene SYT6, whose product is annotated as synaptotagmin 6. NCBI's taxonomy places the organism in Eukaryota, Metazoa, Chordata, Mammalia, Carnivora, Felidae. Gene Ontology annotation, biological process: calcium-ion regulated exocytosis. Gene Ontology annotation, molecular function: calcium-dependent phospholipid binding; phosphatidylserine binding; calcium ion binding. The transcript has 6 exons. The record is from RefSeq and is a predicted model, not a curated record. The coding region runs from base 45 to 1607 and encodes 520 amino acids. Gene Ontology annotation, cellular component: exocytic vesicle; plasma membrane.